Molecule: messenger RNA, 3148 nt
Organism: Ananas comosus (pineapple)
Lineage: Eukaryota; Viridiplantae; Streptophyta; Magnoliopsida; Poales; Bromeliaceae
Product: sec1 family domain-containing protein MIP3
Exons: 7
Coding region: 108-2684 (858 amino acids)
Biological process (GO): vesicle-mediated transport; intracellular protein transport
Source: RefSeq, a predicted model, not a curated record
CGUUUACGAAGCUCCCUCUCCGGUGCUUCCAUUUGCUUCUUCUACGAGAGCCGUGGGAGGCGGAGGAGGAAGAGGAGGAGGAGGAGGAGGAGGAGGCGAGGGGAGAGAUGGGCUCCGUCGAUCUCAUCACAUCCUCUCACAACUCCAUUCGCGAGAUUUCGGAUCAUAUUGCAGGUGCCAUUCUCUAUGUAGAUGCUGGUUGUUUAGAGGCUUUCCAAUUGAUUGGAGCAUUUCCACUGCUACUAGAACUCGGGGCGCGCGCCAUUUCCAGCUUAGAGAAUUUGUCUCCUCUUGAUGCUAUUGUGGAUUGGAACAAUAGUUUGGCAGAGCCUGCUACGAAGAUCGUAAUUAUAACAUCGCGUCUUCUGAGUGAUGCGCAUCGGUAUAUUUUGCGUUGCCUGAUCACUCAUAGAACCGUUCUUCAUUGUGCUGUAUUUACGUCUAUUUCGGAGAUUGCUCACUCAGCGUUAAUUGAUUCACCACUAGGACCUGAUGCCUUUCAUGAGUACCACUCGUUGCUUCUCCAAGAUUAUGAAGAAAUUGUUAAAAGGCAUGAGAAAGAAGGACUUCUCACACACCGAAACAGUGAACAUAUUCAAUCUCCAGACAGCCAAAACACAAAACUAUCUUCUGAAGAUAACAUUUGGUCUGGACUCGAUACUAGUUACGCUAAUGACCCUAAUAUUGAAGCUAGUCCUUCUAAAAGAAAUUUUUAUGCCGAUGAGUCUGUGAGCAAGGAGGAUGGCAGGGCAAGGUUGUCCAUAUCGGUAAAUCACUUUCCAAUGAUUAUUUGCCCUAUUUCAACUAGAGUAUUUGUCUUGCCUUCAGAAGGAACGGUUGCAGAGUCUCUUUUGUCAAAUGAUAAUGAAGAAUCUCUAAGUCCUGGAUUGCCCGCCAUUUCUACCGGCCUACCUUUUGAUGGUGAGGACGUACCUCCUGGUGCUAUCUUGACUGCCCAUUUCCUUUACCAUCUUGCGGAUAAAAUGGAUCUGAAGAUGGAAAUUUUCUCAUUGGGAGACACAUCAAAAAUCAUUGGCAAGAUGUUAACCGACAUGUCGAGUCUGUAUGAUGUAAGUCGACGUAGUAAGAUGUCAGCUGGACUGUUGCUUAUUGACCGUACGAUUGAUCUCCUCACACCUUGCUGCCAUGGCGACUCGUUUCUUGAUCGCUUGCUAUCUUCUUUGCCGCGAAGAGAGAGAAACUCCCCUGCACAAGUCAAAAGCGUGCAAAGUUCAAGAGACCACUCCCCUGUUACUGUACUACGCCCACCUCUUGAUAUAAAAAUACCUUUUGACUCAAUAUUAAGCAAAGAGGGAACUGAAAAGAGAAGUGAUCAGAUACAUGAAAGCAUAAUAGCUUUUAUAUCUGGCUGGAACUCUGGUCAACCGGAAUCUGAUGUUCCCGAGUUAGCAAAUAGUAACAAACUUAAUAGUGAAUUAGGUACUUUGAAUGGGUCCUUUCUUUCCAAUUAUAGAGGGGCAAGCUACUUAGAAGCAUUACUCGAUCGAGGUGCAAAAGAUGGUGCCUUGCUGAUAAAGAAAUGGCUCUUGGAAGCACUUCAGAACGAGAAACUAUCCAUGAAUUCAAAAGCUCGGUUAGGAAUCACUUCUGCUUCAGAGCUUCGAGCUAUGGUUAAAAAGCUGGCGCGAGAUCAGAACUCUCUGAUUCGAAACAGAGGAAUUAUUCAGCUAGUUUUAGCUACUGAAAUUGCGCUAAGUGAGCCUCAUAGUUCUCGGUGGGAUGCAUUUGUGAGUGCUCAGAAAAUAUUAAGUGUGAGUUCUUCAGAUACAAGUCAGAGUCUUUCUAGUCAGAUACGUGAUUUCAUCAACACUAGCAUUUUGGUUAGAUCAAGUCAACAAGAUAAAAUGGUGGGCUCUUCAGAGGGUCUCCUCAAUUUUCAAGAUGCAUUGCUUCUAUCAACUAUUGGAUACAUCUUAGCUGGUGAAAAUUUUCCAACAGCUGUUUCUACCGGGCCGUUUUCAUGGGAAGAGGAGCAUGCUCUUAAGGAAGCCGUGGUGGAAGCAAUUCUCGAAAGGCCAUCGUCUGCGAAACUUCGUUUCCUCCAUGGUUUGGAGAAUGAUCUCGAAGCUAAUUCUAGAAAAGAUGAUGAAAAAAAUGAAAAUGCUGCUGAGAAGAUUUCUGAUGAUUUUGAUGAUCAAUGGGGUAGUUGGGAUGAUGAUGAGACGGAUAAUCAGAAUGAACAAUCAUACGGUGAUAUGCAACUUAAAUUGGAAUUGAGAGAUAGAGUUGAUCAGCUCUUUAAGUUUUUUUGUAAGUUAUCUAGUUUGAAGUGGAGGAAUCCAGUUCUAAAAGAAGGGCUCACAGCCUUAAGCAAGUUAGGAAGUGAUACCUAUAGUAGAAAAGGUUUACUUUACAAACUUUUAUCUGCUCUUCUGGCGAAGUAUGACAUACCCGGAUUAGAAUAUCACUCUUCAGCAGUUGGGCGGUUUUUCAAAACUGGGUUUGGUCGAUUUGGCCUUGGGCAGGCUAAGCCGAGUUUUGGGGAUCAAAGUGUCCUUUUCAUUUUCGUUGUAGGAGGCAUCAACAGCCUUGAGGUUCGGGAAGCUAUGGAGGCGAUCUCCGAAAACAGUAGACCGGAUGUUGAGUUAAUUCUCAGCGGCACGACUCUUCUAACCCCGGAUGACAUGUUCAACCUAAUGUUGGGCUCCUCUGAUUCGAUGUAGCUGCAGUUGAAAUGAACGCCAAACUCCUAUAUUGAUGGUAAUUGAGGUGGAUUUUCUACUCUGGCGAUUCCGCUAAUUAUACACUGGCCACUGUUGUACAGUUAAAGACAGCUGAAGAUGGUUAUUAAUAUUGCUGUUGCACGGUACAUCGAGACGACUUGUUCGGAUGAACCAACACCAUACAAGUACAAUUGAGGUGGGCUCAAAAAUAAUACAGUCAUUUUUAGGAAUUCACAAAAUGAUGGCAUUUGUUUGUUGCUUGUUUGUAUUGUACUUGACUGACUCUGCCGGUGACCGAUAUGCGAGUACAAGGCAGAGUAACUUCUUGAAAAUGUGACACAAAGUUUUGCUUGAAGAUGAAAAGCAUUUUCAUUCAUAUUAUUGUUCUCCUGUACUAUACAUAUGAAAAAUCUUGCUUCAUCAUCUCUCGCUAAUCAAUAUUUAAGCACUAACAGCUUUUUUUA